GCUCAGCCGUUCGGAAUGGCCACCGCCGUGCUCCGCCGCCCACUGCUCGCCUCGCUUCUCCCGGCCGCCGGCGCCGGCGCCGGUUCCGCCUCGUGCUCCAGCUCCUCCCUCCCCCCGCACCUCCAUCUCCGGCGGCGUCGGUCUCCGCCUCCGGUGCGCGCCGUCUCCUCCGACUCCUCCAAGCCCAUCGCCUCCUCAUCGACCGGCGGCGGGGCCGACCCUGACGAGGAGCCCGUCCUGCCGCUCCUCCAAGAACUCGCGGAUUGCUUGGUUCUCCCUCCCAAAUUCCUGUCUCUGCUGCCCCGCGACCUUCGGCUCGACCUCAAUGAUGCGGCAUUCGAUCUCUCCAACGGGCCUGUUCUCAACGAGUGUGGUCAAGAAGUCGGCGAUCUGUUGCUGGACCUGGCAAAAGCAUGGGAGAUGGCCGACACAUCGGCAUCAAAUAACCUUGCCAAGCAGCUGCCGACGAUGGCGCCCUACUUGACUGCAAGCGCCAAAUCAGCAUUUGGCAAGCGGCUGGGGUCAGCUGGAAAGAAGUUUCAGACUAUGGGACAGUAUGGCAAUGGAGAAUUCAAGAAGAUUUCCGAAACAAUGAUCAAGAUCGGUAAGGUUUUGUCGAAACGCCCAGUGAUUCAGGCUGAAGUACAGGCUAUGAAAGAAAAAAGGAAGCUGAAGUUUGGAGAGCUUCAAUUUGAAUUGACAGCACAAAAUGCCUAUAUCGGUGCUGCAAUUGGACUGGUUUUCGGGUUUUUCUCCUGGCAACUAGCCCAAGGCGUGCAGAGCAAUCCAGACGACACCCAGGCGCUCAAGGUCGCGCUAGUUGUUCUUGGCUACACAUCUACUGCCUUAUCGGUGGCCGCGGCUGUAGGGCUCGUCGUACUAGCCCAGCAGAUUGACCCCGAGGACAAAUCGAAGUAACUACCUGCCAGUUUCUAAAACUGUUGAGGUGU
Molecule: messenger RNA, 950 nt
Organism: Lolium rigidum
Lineage: Eukaryota; Viridiplantae; Streptophyta; Magnoliopsida; Poales; Poaceae
Exons: 9
Coding region: 16-918 (300 amino acids)
Source: RefSeq, a predicted model, not a curated record